AUGUUUCUUGAUAUAGAAGCCCAUGCAAAGACCGUUCAUAAGAUACGGACCCUGAAACAGAAACACAACGUUGUGAUGCUCGGUCACAACUAUAUGGAGCCACUGGUUUUUGGACUUUCUGAAAAAGAGGAACAGGGGGAUUCGCUCGGGCUGAGCAUGUACGCCUCAAAAACAGAAGCACCCUAUCUAAUCUUUAACGGCGUGCCGUUCAUGGCAGAAACAGCGAAAAUCUUAAAUCCGAGCAAAACGGUGCUGGUCGCAGAUAAAACAGCAGGAUGCUCGCUCGCUGAUAACUACGGUGCCGAAGAUGUCAAGGAGUUGAAAGCCCUUUACCCCGGUGUACCGGUGAUGAUUUACGUUAAUAGCUACGCCGACGCAAAAGCAGAAUCGGAUAUCUGCUGCACGUCGGCAAAUGCCGCACACAUCGCGAAAAUGAUGCCAGGGGAUACAAUAAUCUUUGUGCCCGAUAUCCUCUUUGCACAGAAUUUGGAGGAAGAAUUGAACAAAGACAACACAGCACGUGGUGCAAUCUGUGAAGUUCAUGAAAAAUUCACACUUGAUGACCUCCUCGGAAUCCGUGAAUCUUUUGAAAUUCCGAAAGGGCAUCCCUGCCGCAAACUGUACGCGCACUGGGAAUGUCGUCCCAAUGUCUUAAAAGAGGCAGAUUUUUACGGCAGUACCAGUCAGAUUAUGAAGGAUAUAGCGGAACGUGUUGCAGCGAACCAACUUGAGCGCGCAUUUGUUGCUUCGGAGUGUGAAUUAACCUCAAAUCUGGCACAGGAGUUUCCAGAAGUUCAGUUCUGGACAGCCUGCUCGGUCCGAUGCUCACACAUGGCACAGGUGAGCUUGGGUAAAAUAGCAAAGAUUCUGGAAGCGAUCGACCAGAAUGCGGACCUCGGUGAAUACGAAAUUACACUGAGUCCUGAAGUUAUUGAUAAGGCGCGUACGCCGAUUGAGCGAAUGCUUGAAGCAAGUGUGUAG
Messenger RNA from Geodia barretti, 981 nucleotides. The record is from the annotation of a GenBank genome assembly. NCBI's taxonomy places the organism in Eukaryota, Metazoa, Porifera, Demospongiae, Tetractinellida, Geodiidae.